This is a messenger RNA of Trametes versicolor FP-101664 SS1, 819 nucleotides long. RefSeq lists its product as uncharacterized. The transcript is spliced from 5 exons. The annotation marks the transcript as partial. The record is from RefSeq and is a predicted model, not a curated record. Lineage: Eukaryota; Fungi; Basidiomycota; Agaricomycetes; Polyporales; Polyporaceae.
AAUGCUGUGUUUCAAAACUGCUUCUAUGUCGGGAACACCUUCAACGCCAUGCUUUACGGGGUCGAGCUCAUGCUCUACUUCGCGAGCACGACGAUUAUUCUCCGGAAUAAGGAUCCGAGGAACGCGAAGAGCUUCCGGCUUUUCCUGUACCUCAGCACCGGCUUGCUGCUCAUGAUCACGAUAUACGUCGCGGUGCAGGCCGUGUUCGGGCAGGAGAUGUGGAUCGUGCACGCUGACUACCCCGGAGGCUCGGGCGCAUAUCUCGCCGAUAACGCCGCGGUAUGGUACCAAACGUUGGGCAGUGCAGCGUCGAUCGUGCUCAACCUUAUGAGCGACGGACUACUGCUCUACCGGUGUUACGUCGUUUGGGAGGACUGGCGUCCCAUCAUCUUCCCUAGCUUCCUGUAUCUGGGUACCGCAGCACUUGGCAUCAUGACUUGCGUGUUCACCGGCAUCCCGAACUCGAAUUUCUUCGUUGGCAAAGCUUCAGAGGUCGCGCUUGCCUACUCCUCCGUCGUCAUCGGGCUCAACGUCACGCUCUCGCUACUUAUUUGCGGCCGCCUCCUAUGGCACGCGCGUACGAUCGAGCGCUCCCUCGGCCGGCACGUUGCGCGCAAGUACACCGGCGCGGUCGCACUCAUCGUCGAGGCCGCGCUGCCGUACACGCUGUUCGGCAUCCCGUAUGUUGUCACGCUCGGCACAGACAGCCCCGUCUCGAUUUUGUUCCUCUCGAUCUACGUCAUGUUCACCUGCGUGUCGCCGCAGAUGAUCAUUUUGCGCAUCGUGAUGGGUCGUGGUUUCACCAAGUCAACCGCGACG